UAGCUGUCGUGUCUUUUUGUGAGUCGACUGACGAUGUUUGUGCACAAGGUGCUUAUGUUCUACUUGUUCUUCAUCUCGCUGAAUGUGUGUAUUAUGCUGAAGUUGGAUGGACCUACUGAGUGGAGCUGGUUCCUAGUUCUCACCCCCAUGUGGCUACUCGACUUCCUCCUUCUCAUUCUAUCCCUCACUCAAAUUCUACUGUCGACAGUACCAGUUUUACAGUCAUACGCCACGAAUUCCAGUAGUUCAAGUGGAGGUGACGUGAUUCUAUCCAAGUAUAGAGCAGUGUGGUUCCUCUGUUUCGUCCUCUGCAAAAUAUCCUUCCAAGUACUCCUCUGUCUCUCAACCGACAAUCUAAUGUCAUAUAUGCCCGCAGCUGCUAUCAUGGCCCCUCUAUGGAUUGUGUUCAUUGGGGUGUGUGUUGACUUGGGCUACUCCAGUUGGUGUGUUGUGAGUCCCGCAGUGCAGGAGUUUGUGGAUGAGAAGAAAAGCCAGCGGGAGUUCAAGAGAACCAAACAACAAGGUCAAAGUAAUAAAGAGGACAAUAACACUGCUUCAAGUGAAGCUCAGCUUCAGCAGCAGACAUCCAACUCCUCAACAAGUGGAGGCAAACGGAAGGUGGUGUCUCGACUAGCAAGUAGAGAGGGCAAUGCUGCGACUCCCACGUCGGGUGGGGCCAAUCAGCAGACACCGAGUGAAAACAAUUUAGUCGACUAUUUAGUUCAAAACUCUUCCUCGUCCUCUAGUGGUCGAAUGCUCAGACUGAGACUAACCAACCUCAACACGAACAACAACAACAGUGAAGCUGAACAAUGCAGAUCAGAAGAGUCAACGAUUUUGACCUCAACUUCAGUUGCGUCAUCAAGUCGAAUUUGAUUUGAUGCUAUCUAGUUGUGAUUAUUUUCAAAUCGUAGAAACUGAUUUCACGCAGUUAUAUCUUAUUGGUUAUUUGAGUUUUGUUAAAAACUUAGAUGUUAGUCAAGUUUUAUCAGUCUUUCGAGCUUAUAUUAACUAUAUUCAGUCGAAGAAUAGUUGAAAGCACUUAACUGUAACUGUAACCUGCAUUCGGCCAGGAUACAAUCAGUGGUUCGCUUGGGCUAAUAUAUUGGAUACAGGCGUGGAGUCCUAUCAGGGGUUUAUCUCACCGGUAAAAGUACAGUUUUGACUUUCAUACGGCCAGGAUAUUGAAUCAAUAUGCUGGUGCUUUAUUUAGAGUCGAUGAACGUAGUGAAUACUCUUAUAUAGGUAGGUCGUAAUGGUUUUUUUCUCUCAGCAAAAGUUCAGUAAAUUCAAUCAAAUUUGAUUUUUUGCUGCUUAA
Messenger RNA from Symsagittifera roscoffensis, 1318 nucleotides. RefSeq lists its product as uncharacterized. Lineage: Eukaryota; Metazoa; Xenacoelomorpha; Acoela; Convolutidae. The record is from RefSeq and is a predicted model, not a curated record. Bases 34 to 876 code for a protein of 280 amino acids. The transcript is spliced from 4 exons.